AUGCAGAUGGAUAAUAGCGGCGUGUCGCUACGGUGCGAGGAGACGGAAGAUGACCACCGGGCAACAGGGGGUCAGCUGAGGGCCGCCUGGGACCCAUCGGUGUCGGGGAGGCGCGUCAUCCAGAGGCUGCUGGGCGUGGAAAAACGAUAUAUGCCCUCACCGCUGUACGUCAGCCUCAUACAGCGGGAACCCCAAAGACGUGAGGAGCUGGUCAAGUGGAUGCUGGAGGUGUGCUGCAAUUGCGGUUGCGACGAGGCCGUGUUCCCACUGUCGGUCUCUCUGAUGGACCGCUUCCUAUCGGUCACGUUAUCAGCGCCAACGUUGCCGCGCUGCCUGGCGGCCUCUUGCAUCCUUGUGGCUUCCAAGCUGAGCGAGUGUGACAGCAUCACCUCAGACGCCCUCUGCACCGCUGCCGAGUAUGAUUUCCUACCUGUCAACCUGCGGGAAAUGGAGCGCAUAGUCCUGGCUACCCUGCGCUGGGACACGGCGGGCGUGACACCUCAGGACUUCCUGCCGCACUUCCUAUCCUUGCUGGAUGAGUGGCACAGGGGCGAUGGCUCCACCCUGAGGAGGCACAGCGACACGUUGGUGGCUAUGUGUUCGUGCGACUGGCGUUUCCUAGGGGCAACGCCCUCCCUGAUAGCCGCCGCCUCACUCAACUGUGCCCUACGAGGCCUGGGUGACAGGCCGUAUGCAGUCUGCUCCAUGCUAGCUGAGCUGUGUCGGGCCGAACCGGUGGUGCUGGAGCACUAUAGCGAGAUGAUUGAACACGCCCUUCGGCAGCGCCUUGGCAGUGGCCCGGCAGCCAAAGGCGACGAGAUGGAAGACGAGAGAGCCGGCACACCCACCGAUAUGCGAGAGAUCGAUUUCUAA
Nerophis lumbriciformis (worm pipefish) is the source of this 873-nucleotide messenger RNA. NCBI's taxonomy places the organism in Eukaryota, Metazoa, Chordata, Actinopteri, Syngnathiformes, Syngnathidae. The record is from RefSeq and is a predicted model, not a curated record.